This is a messenger RNA of Ricinus communis (castor bean), 3504 nucleotides long. Its product is annotated as protein argonaute 7. The record is from RefSeq and is a predicted model, not a curated record. Gene Ontology annotation, molecular function: protein binding; RNA binding. Bases 314 to 3376 code for a protein of 1020 amino acids. Gene Ontology annotation, biological process: regulatory ncRNA-mediated post-transcriptional gene silencing. Gene Ontology annotation, cellular component: cytoplasm. The transcript has 3 exons. Lineage: Eukaryota; Viridiplantae; Streptophyta; Magnoliopsida; Malpighiales; Euphorbiaceae.
AGCAAAGCAAAGCCCAGACAGACACACCAAAACACUCUCUCUCUUUGAAUUUCACCAAACAUCAAACACAAAAACCUCUCUUCUCAAGAACCAGACACAAAGAACCUUAGUAAACUAUAACCCAAAACCUCCCUUUUUUUUCUUUUUUUUUCCUUGUUUCUUUUCCCUCCAUCUCUGUGCUGCAAUAACUACACCUCUCUGCACUAUCCUCUUAACAUUGAUAUCUAAAAGCAGCAGAACCUGUUUCUUCUCUUUCUUUUCUGUCUCUCUUAUUCUAAAUGUCCAAAACCUCUAUUUCUUAGUACUCUUGAUUAUGGAAGAGACUAGAGAAUCCAAUGCUAACAAGAAAUGCACCAGCAAGCCUAGAACACUUAGAGGUAGAACUACUACGCAUAAGCAUCAGUAUCAAUAUCAGUACCAAUAUCAGUAUCAGCAUCACUUCCUUCAAUACUCCAACCAGUUUGGUUUCUUUAAUCACAGCAGCAACCUCUACCCAAGUUACUAUCCAGCUCUUCUUCCUCUUCCUCCUCCAAUACCUCUUCAACUUGCUUUAAAUCCUCCUUUCCCUCAAAACCAUAGCUUUGGAUCAAAAACCCAUUUCCAGAAACCUUCAUGUAAGCUAAAUAAUCCUCCUCGCCCCACCUCUUCUGCUACCCCGGAACCUCUUCUUGCAAUUUCAUCAGCUCCAGAGCGGCUGCAACCAAGAAAGAGUCUGCCUUUGAAAAGAAAUGACAGAAGGAAAGGCGUGGGUUCCACUACACAAGCACUGGUAGUUGCAAGGAGACCAGAUUCAGGUGGUGUGGAAGGACCAGUUAUCACUCUCCUCGCCAACCAUUUUCUUGUCCAAUUCAAUCCCUCACAGAAAAUUUUCCACUACAAUGUGGAAAUUUCUCCCAAUCCUUCCAGGGAAGUUGCCAGGAUGAUCAAACAAAAACUGGUAGAUGAAAAUUCAGCUGUGCUUUCUGGUGCUUUUCCGGCCUAUGAUGGCCGAAAGAAUCUUUACAGCCCAGUUGAAUUCCAAAAUGAUAGGUUCGAAGUCUACAUUAGCCUCCCAAUCCCAACUAGCAAAUCAUCAUUGCCUCUUGGGGAACUUAAUGACUUUCAGGAGAAGCAUCAACAGCUCAAACUAUUUAGACUUAAUGUCAAACUUGUAUCAAAAUUGGAUGGGAAAGAGCUGGCUAGCUACUUGAGCAAGGAAAGUGAUGACUGGAUUCCACUUCCUCAGGAUUAUUUACAUGCUUUGGAUGUUGUAUUAAGAGAAAGCCCCAUGGAGAAAUGUAUACCUGUAGGGAGAUCAUUCUAUUCAAGUUCAAUGGGAGGAACUAAAGAAAUUGGAGGAGGGGCUGUUGGAUUGAGAGGAUUCUUUCAAAGUCUUAGACCUACACAGCAAGGACUAGCUCUCAAUGUAGACUUCUCUGUGACUGCUUUUCAUGAAAGUAUCGGUGUGAUAGCCUACCUGCAAAAGCGUCUUGAGUUUCUUUGGGACCUUCCUCAAAACAAAAGGAGGAGUUUGAUUGGUGAAGAAAGGAAAGAAGUAGAGAAAGCCUUAAAGAACAUCAGGGUCUUCGUUUGUCACAGAGAAACUGUUCAGCGAUACCGGGUUUAUGGCCUAACUGAACAAGCUACAGAAAAUCUUUGGUUUGCCGACAGAGAUGGGAAGAACCUGAGGCUACUGAGUUAUUUCAAGGAUCACUACAACUAUGAUAUAAAAUUUAGGAACUUGCCAUGCUUGCAAAUUAGUAGAAGCAAACCAUGUUAUCUUCCCAUGGAACUUUGUAUGAUCUGUGAAGGCCAGAAGUUUCUUGGGAAGCUCUCAGAUGAUCAGACAGCAAGAAUACUUAAGAUGGGCUGCCAAAGACCAAAAGAACGAAAAGCCAUAAUAAAUGAAGUCAUGAGAGGAUCUGUUGGUCCAACAAGUGGCAACAAGGACAGAGAGUUCAAACUCCAUGUUUCAAGAGAAAUGACAAAAUUAAAGGGGAGAAUCCUACAACCUCCAAAACUCAGACUUGGUAAUGGUGGCUCCAAAAGAGAUCUAAUUCCAUCUCGCCAUGAUCGACAGUGGAAUCUUCUAGAUAGCCAUGUCUUGGAAGGAACUAGAAUCGAGAGGUGGGCACUGAUGAGUUUUGGAGGCACCCCUGAACAGAAGUCCAACAUUCCAAAAUUCAUAAACCAGCUAUCUCAAAGAUGUGAACAGUUAGGUAUCUUUCUUAACAAAAACACAAUAAUUAGCCCUCAAUAUGAACCAACGCAAGUGCUUAAUAAUGUCUCCCUUCUGGAAUCCAAACUCAAGAAAAUCCACAAAGCUGCCUCAAACAAUCUCCAGCUGCUUAUAUGUAUAAUGGAGAAGAGACACAAAGGAUAUGCAGAUUUGAAGCGAAUAGCAGAGACAAGUGUUGGCGUUGUAAGCCAGUGCUGCUUAUUUCCAAAUCUUGGGAAGUUGAGUUCACAAUUUCUGGCUAAUUUGGCUCUGAAGAUCAAUGCCAAAGUUGGAGGAUGCACAGUUGCUUUGUUCAAUUCGCUACCCUCACAGAUUCCACGCCUUCUUCAUUCUGAUGACCCUGUGAUCUUUAUGGGAGCUGAUGUUACUCAUCCUCACCCUCUUGAUGACUUCAGUCCAUCUGUUGCUGCUGUUGUUGGGAGCAUGAACUGGCCGGCAGCAAACAAGUAUGCCUCGAGGAUGAGGUCACAAACUCAUCGACAAGAAAUUAUCCAGGACCUUGGUGCAAUGGUGAAAGAAUUGCUAGAUGAUUUUUUCCAAGAAGUUGGCAAACUUCCCAAGCGGAUAAUAUUCUUUAGAGAUGGAGUAAGUGAAACCCAGUUUCAUAAGGUUCUUCAAGAGGAGUUGCAAGCGAUUAGAGAAGCUUGUUCUAGAUUUCCUGGUUAUAGACCUCCCAUUACUUUUGCAGUAGUCCAAAAGAGGCAUCACACUAGGUUGUUUCCUUGCGAAACUGAUCUAGCUUCAAUUCAGAACCAGUUCUACGAUGAAAAUAUACCGCCAGGGACAGUUGUGGAUACCGUGAUUACUCAUCCAAAGGAAUUCGAUUUCUAUCUAUGCAGCCAUUGGGGGGUGAAAGGAACAAGUAGACCAACUCAUUACCAUGUCUUAUGGGAUGAGAACCAAUUCACUUCUGAUGAAUUACAGAAGUUGGUUUACAAUCUGUGCUAUACAUUCGUAAGGUGCACCAAGCCAGUUUCUUUAGUCCCUCCUGCUUACUAUGCUCACUUGGCUGCAUACAGGGGUAGACUUUACCUUGAGCGAUCCGAGUCCAUGACUUCCGCGAGAAAUGCUUCUGCAGUCUCAAGAGCUGCACCGCCAAAGGCAACACCUCUACCAAAACUCAGUGAGAAUGUAAAGAAUCUUAUGUUUUACUGCUGAUUUAAUUUUCUUGCAUUGUCUUUGUAUAUUGUCAUUCGUCAAUGAUAUCUUAAACAGUAACAGAUGUACUUAUUUCUUGAUAAAGGCCUCUAUCACCUUAGCUAGUCAAAUUUAUCAGAAUUACCUUA